AUGUCUUCGGCCGCUUUGCAGUCAGCUCCUCACCAACCGACAUCACUACCGCCACUGGAUUCUCACAUUUCCAGCCAGUACACCUCAAACCGCUCUCCAAGCCGAGAAGCUUAUUAUGCUAGAGAGAGCCAAGCCGCUGCCUCACCUGCAUCAUCUAACGGCCCGUCUAGGAGAAGCCGUAACACGGCGACCCAUCACGACCCCGGCCAGUCCUCUACAAUGGCAUCGCGCACUGCCUUGGCGUCGCCUGUCCCAGUAGCGACAGGCGACCAGACACCGUCGACUUCCUCCUCGAGCCGCCGGCGAAACGAGCAGCCCGUCCCCCCGCCGCGCACGUCUUCGAGCCAACAAGGCGGGUCCAGCUCCAGAAGAUCUGCCCGAGCAGAAGAGCGCGCAGCAAACUCACCGCGGAGAGCAGCAACCGGCGAAAGCAGUAGCAGCAGACCUGUGGCGAACGGCUACGAGGAUUCAGGCUCCAGGCGGCGGGCAGCGCAGCAAGAGUCGUCAAACCGGGGCAGCUCCCGGGACAGACAGUCGACCACAACGAUGCCUAUCCGAACCAACACGAACACGUCAUCCAAACAACCGUCGCGGGAAGCCAGUGAGGUAUUGAACCGAGUUAUCGUGUCUCAGCCCGAAGACGAUCUAGAGCGAGAACAGGAGAGGCUGGAUGAAGCUCAGCCGCACCAGGUGACACCUGGGCAAACAUCACACGACUACGACGACUCCAUCCCACCGCCGAUUGCUAGCGCCAGAGAGGCUCAUGAUGAUGGCAGGACCCGAAGAAGUAGACAUGAUCACUCCAAAAGAGAGAAGGCAUCCAAAUUUGGCGACUACUACUUGGGCCACACCAUCGGCGAGGGCGAAUUCGGCAAGGUCAAGCUGGGCUGGAAACAGGACGGUGGCGUCCAGGUUGCCAUCAAACUCAUCCGACGUGAUAGUGUUGGUAACAACCCAUCACGACUGGCUAAGAUCUACCGCGAAGUAUCCAUCCUACGCGGCGUUGCCCACCCCAACAUUGUGCGAUUACACGAAAUGACCGAAACGGAACGACACAUUGGAAUUGUGCUAGAAUAUGCUUCAGGCGGUGAACUGUUCGAUUACAUCCUCACACACCGCUACUUGAAGGACAAUGCUGCGCGAAGAUUGUUUGCACAACUAAUUUCUGGCGUUGGGUAUCUUCACAAGAAGGGCAUUGUGCACAGGGACCUGAAGCUGGAGAACUUGCUUCUGGACCGCAACCGGAACAUUAUUAUCACUGAUUUCGGGUUUGCAAAUACGUUUGACCCUCAUGAUGAACUGAGCGUGGAACAAGAGUUGGGCCUUGGCGACCGUGACUUUGUGAAGAGGACCGGCCUCGACAAAAAGAAGUCCAAUGGCCUACGAAGAGGAGACCUCAUGCAGACGAGCUGUGGCAGCCCCUGCUAUGCCGCGCCUGAGCUCGUGGUCAGCGAUUCGCUAUACACGGGUCGAAAGGUGGACGUGUGGAGCUGUGGUGUAAUUCUCUACGCCAUGCUCGCGGGCUACCUGCCUUUCGACGAUGAUCCCGCCAACCCUGAGGGCGACAAUAUCAACCUCUUGUACAAGUACAUUGUCAACACCCCUCUUACUUUCCCCGAGUACGUCACGCCGCACGCUCGAGAUUUGCUGCGACGCAUAUUGGUUCCCAGUCCUCGGAAGCGCGCCGACCUCUUCGAGGUUGCUAGACACAGCUGGCUGAGCGAGUAUGCCCAUGUUGUGGAACUCAUCACCAGCACUACCACCACGUCGAGUGAGAUACAAAAUACAACGGUCCCCGCCAAUGACGAAGAGCCGUCCGGGUUGGCACGGAGUGCGUCUGUGAGGGAGCCGUCCAAAUCGAAGCAAACCGCCGCCGCCAUGGGUGAUCUGGCCAGGAAACAGGGCACUGUCGAUCCCGACGAGCCUCCCGCACAAGGCAAGCAGCAGAAGGACAACAAGAGACGCACCGUGCAAGUUGAGUACGUGGCGCCGACCACGCAGACACAGCGUGGUGGUGAGGCAGCGAGCCAGGCUUCACCCCGAGGGAAGACUCGUGCUCGCUCCUCAAGUCGAGGACCGGUCGAGGUUCAGACGUCUCCUAACGACAAGCCACUCCCCAGGGACCCUCCAGUAACCAAGGACGCAUACAAUCCCUCGCCAUCCCACCGGACAAGACCACCGAGCUCCCACAAGAACACAAACACACAUUCCGCACGAGCCGGUCGUGACGGAUCUCGUGCUACUUCUGAACAAUACAUGACGACCAUCUCCGGGGCCAACGUGCCGAGACCGGCAACGGGAGGCUCAAUGCAGUCGACUGGCUCCCGGCACGGACUAGGUGCCGGUGCUACACGCGCUUCGUAUGGUCAACCGAUACCCCCUACCGUGGCCGGUACUAAUGCUCAAGGAAGGAUGUCUCAACCCAGUAGCGGCGCAAAGAACUAUGUGAUUUCGAACCCGAUACCCCAGGAGCAGCCGGAUUUGGACUUUGGAAGACCGAGCAUCAGUGCUGUCCCUGCGAAGUUCGCGCAGGUCUCAGGCUUUAGUAACACACCGCCUCAGUCCUCCGGUGGCGAGUCCAAGGGACACAAGCGUUCCAACACCAUCGGUGAGAUUAGCGACAAGAUCUUUGGACGGCGCGGAUCCAUCUUCGGUGGCCGGAAGAAGCGCGAUUCUCAGCAACCUUUAGAGAAGGCCAAUAGAAAAUAUCCUCCGGUUAGCAUGUCGAAUACCAUGUCAGGCGAGCCUGUUGGUCGCCCAUCGAUGGAUUCACGUGCCUCUCGGCGGUCAUUCUCCCAAACGUUAGGCCUAUCCAAGAAGCAGAGCGGAAGUAUGACUGGCUCGCAAGCCUCGCAAGAAAGGCCACCAAAUACCCGCCGUUUCUCCCUCAUGAAGGCCAUUGGCCUUGGCAGAGAAGCAGAUUCGCCGCCCCCCGACAUGUCCUCAUCGCAACAUCUCCCUAUGCAAGACGCACCGCAGACUGACGACUUCAGCCAGUACGCUGAACGGCCACGUAGUCGCGGGGACCACCUGCAGUAUGCUGAUGCUGCGUACGACGAUGAGCUUCAAACAUCCGGAGCGGUACCGCAGCCUUCGGCCACAAAUCCAGCACGACACCAGCGCUAUGCUCCAGGCUCUCGGCCAAAUGCAAUCCCUGCGUAUAUGCAGCAAGGCGCAGUGCUGAACUCAGGUUCCGAGUCUUCGAUUGAUCAUCCGCGACGCAAGCCGGUCCACAACGCCGCCCCUUAUCAAGGUGGAUAUGACUCAGACGGGCGGGCAGCAAGCCGAGGUCGCCUCCAGAAGAACAAGCGAUUUGUUGACGCUUAUGAUGGAGAGGACUAUGGUCGGCCGAACGACCACGCGGGAAGUAGCGGCGCUGCGAAGAGAGUGAUGGACUUCUUCAGGAGAAGAGGCAAGGCACGGGGCGGAGAAGCCUGA
Neoarthrinium moseri is the source of this 3438-nucleotide messenger RNA. RefSeq lists its product as uncharacterized. Gene Ontology annotation, molecular function: tau-protein kinase activity; ATP binding; protein serine/threonine kinase activity. Bases 1 to 3438 code for a protein of 1145 amino acids. Gene Ontology annotation, biological process: microtubule cytoskeleton organization; intracellular signal transduction; protein phosphorylation. The record is from RefSeq and is a predicted model, not a curated record. Gene Ontology annotation, cellular component: cytoplasm. Lineage: Eukaryota; Fungi; Ascomycota; Sordariomycetes; Amphisphaeriales; Apiosporaceae. The transcript is spliced from 2 exons.